AGAUCCUUAAUGAGAUGACUGACCUGCUGUUAAAUUAUGCUCUUAAAUUUCCUGUAGAUGCUAUGCCGCCCUGCUUCUGCGGAAGCAGCGGGGCAGUGAGUAGUGAAGCAGUGAACCUCCUCCCCCCCACCAGACCAGCCAGUCAGCCCAGCAGCAGCCUCUGUAGCCUCAACACAGCAGCCCGUCUAUGGGACACUGAGGACUUCAUCUGGACGCAGAGCGCGCACUGGUUUAUACCCCCCAUCUUUGUAUAUUUUAUCGGUUUGAUUAUUGCUCUUGUUAUCAUUAUUAUUAUUUAAUUUUCGCCCAGAGGAACUUUUUUGGAUCGUCUUUUCAUUCAGAAACUUUCACCUAUGGUUCGCGAAUAUGGGGUCAAGUUGUGGUUUCUCUCGGGGAAACAACGUCGCGCUGUUUCUGCUGCUGCUGCUGGAAGGAGCGACGUGUCUGUACUUCCCUCAGAAGGAGUACAUUGAGACUGUAUAUGUUGGCCAGCAGGCCGGGACACCCAUCCUCCAGGUCCACGCCAUGCGGGACGAUAAAACUGAGAAGCCACACUUCUACCUGUGCCCAACAAAGACUGCCACGCCUCCACACUACAGCUCCUGGUUCUACAUGAACAUCAACACCGGGACACUAUUCUUGAACAAAACCCUGGAGGAGAGCGACUUUGCCCAGCUAUAUCAAAGGUCGUGGUCUGUGAGAAAGUUAUUCCUGAAUGCCAUGGUGCGAUCUGAGUUCACCAACAAGCCCUUUUGCCUCAUGCGGAAACCUGUGCAGAUCACCUUGGACUUUGUCAAUGCCACAUUGCCUCAGUGUGCUCAGACAGAUACGAAGGAACUCUGCUUCCCACACAGAGAUACGUCCAACCCACACAUCAUGGAAAACAGGUUCCCAGGAGCCCUGCGGCAGCUACAGCGUCUCACCAGACUCAAUGUCUGCCCAAACUACACCAUCUCUUACAGUGUGGAAUCAGACCCUCCGGGACCUUUUGCUGUAAACGACAACAAAGAGCUGGUGGUAAACGCUCAGCUGGACCGCGAGGAGAGCGAAUGCUACAGACUCCUGCUGGUUUGUAACGUCCAGUCAGAAACCACCAUCAUCAAGGUGGAAACGACGCUGAAUGUUUUUGUCAAUGAUGAGGAUGAUAACGCGCCAUAUGUGAACGGAACAGACUCGGCAGACGUAGUCAUCAGCUAUAAUCGGACGAAGGGUGGAACUUUUGGCUCCUUGUAUGUCUUUGACAGAGAUCUAACCCCGAUCUUAGGCGACAACCACAAUAAGUAUGUGGGGACUUGGCUCAACACUGACCCAUGGAUAAAGGAAACAUUUGACAUAAAAAACUCCUUCACUGAAAAAAAAGCCAAAGGCAUUCGAGAGACUGUGCACAACUACCAGCUGGUCCUGAAGAGGAACCUGCACGUGACAGAGAAUCGCACCCUGCAACUCGACUACCUGGUCAAUGACACCACCUAUCCCGGUCUAGAGGGAACAGUGUUGCUGCACUUCAAUGUCACCAUCUUACCCGUCCAAAUCCACUUCCCCAACGUCACACAUAUAUUCACAGUCUCACGCAGAGCUUCUCCUUAUGCACAGGUUGGCAAAAUCUGUGUGGAAAACUGCCAGCAGUUCGAUGGCUUCAGUGUCAUAUACCGACUUGAGGUGCCAGAUAAGAACAUGUCUGCUGACUCACAGGCCUGCUACACAGCCAUAAGCAUCACCCAAUCCCCAAACUGGAAGUGGGGACAUCUGUAUGUGAAUGACUCUGAGGCACUGCGCAAACCCGAGUGCCAGGACUUGCAGUACCUUGUUGUUGCUCAGGAGGGAAACGAACAGCUGGAGGCGAGCACUCAGAUCCACAUCAAAAUAGAUGGCACAGCAAUCAAAGCUGGUCAGAAGAGCCAGCAGGUCCUGUCCUGUGCAGAGAACAGGCAGCGAACAGAUUGUGAGUCUACCCAAGGCCUGGGGGCAACAACCGGCAGAUGCCAGUGGAGGCAGGGCACUGAGAAAGGAAUAACUGAAAAUUAUUCAACAUGCUCCCCUGACCUGCAGACAUGCCCAGAUAGUGUUUGUGAUGCAGUGGAAAGUAAAGAUCCUUCAAUCUGCCCGCAAGACUGCACAAAGGAGCCCGUUAUUGGAGGCCAUGAACGAGGCUUGAGUGGGAACGGGAUUAAGGCCUGCUAUGGAACCUGCUACUGCUUCACAGAAAGAUGCUUCUGUGAGAAGGAUGACAUUGAGCAGACGCUAUGUGAUGAAAUGUGUAAGACCGUCAUUGCCACAGCUCUUCUCCUCUCCUUCAUCGUGUCCAUCCUCCUGUCCUCAUACUUCAUCCGCCGAUACCACAAGAACUCGCCAAAGCCCCCGAUAGCAUCUGCUGAGAUGACUUUCCGUCGGCCAGCUCAAGCCUAUCCCAUUAGCUUCCCUGCCAACAAUGUCCGCCGGGGCUCGCAGGAAUCGAUUGAGACCGAAACCUUUAAAAUACCUGAGGAUCCAAAGUGGGAGUUUCCUCGUAAAAACCUUGUGCUUGGCAAGACGCUGGGAGAAGGAGAGUUUGGGAAAGUUGUCAAGGCAACAGCAUUCAGGCUGAAAGGAAAAGCUGGAUACACCACUGUGGCUGUGAAAAUGCUUAAAGAAAACGCCUCGCACAGCGAGCUGCGUGACCUGCUGUCAGAAUUCACUCUGCUGAAGCAAGUCAACCACCCGCACGUCAUAAAGAUGUACGGAGCUUGCAGCCAGGAUGGUCCAUUGUAUCUCAUCGUCGAGUAUGCCAAGUAUGGGUCACUCCGUAAUUUCCUUCGUGAGAGUCGGAAAGUUGGCCCGAGCUAUAUGGGCAGGGAUGCCAACCGAAACUCAAGCUACCUGGAGAACCCAGACGACAGGGCUCUCACCAUGGGUGACCUGAUCUCCUUUGCCUGGCAGAUUUCCAGAGGCAUGCAGUACCUGGCAGAAAUGAAGCUUGUCCACAGGGACCUUGCAGCACGAAAUGUCCUUGUUGCUGAAGGGCGGAAGAUGAAGAUCUCUGACUUUGGCCUGUCCAGAGACGUGUAUGAAGAGGACUCAUAUGUUAAAAGAAGCAAGGGCCGUAUACCGGUUAAGUGGAUGGCAAUAGAGUCUUUGUUUGACCACAUUUACACAACACAAAGUGACGUCUGGUCCUUCGGUGUGCUGCUGUGGGAGAUUGUCACUCUGGGAGGAAAUCCAUACCCAGGUAUCGCUCCCGAGCGCCUAUUUAACCUCCUCAAGACUGGCUACAGGAUGGAGAGACCAGAGAACUGCACGGAGGAAAUGUAUAACCUCAUGCUCCGAUGCUGGAAGCAAGAACCGGACAAGAGGCAGACAUUUGCAGACAUCAGCAAAGAACUGGAGAAGAUGAUGGUGAAAAGUCGGGAUUACCUGGAUCUGGCGGCGUCCACUCCAGCCGAUGCCCUGCUGUACGACGACGCCCUCUCUGAAGAGGACACACCACUAGUGGACUGUAAUAACGCCCCUCUCCCUCGAACCCUCCCCUCCACAUGGAUUGAAAACAAGCUCUAUGGCAUGUCAUACCCCAACUGGCCCGAGACGAGCCCGGUACUGCUCAACAGACAUGAUGCCACUAAUCCGGUCUUUACAAGAUAUGCCAAUGAUAGUGUUUAUGCAAACUGGAUGGCUUUGCCUUCACCCGCAAAAGCUGUGGACAAGCUUGAUAGCUAAAGACAGACCGACCCUGUAGAAAAGACGACUAAGUGGUAUAGAUGUGUAUAUUUCUGUAAGACUGUACAUAAACGAUCUGAUGCUAAAGUUGGUUCCCUUUUAUUUCUGUUGCACGGGUAAGCAACCUUUCCGACUGGGGUCUUUUUGCUGCGAAACCAGCUGGACCAACAUAGACCAUGCUUCACUCAGCUCUUCAGUAUGUUAAUUAUUAUUACCUCACUGGUUAUGUCGGCCAAACUGUAUCACUGCAUGACUAUUGUACCAGAUUGUAUGUCAGUGUCAAUGUCUUUUAAGUGCCUGUGCUGCUUCUACAAUAGCUUCCAAAUGUUCAUGUGUGACUUUGAAGUUUCAAGCCCAGGAAUUAAAGGGGACGCCUUUACCAUCACCUGUUGUAGAAAGCUGGGAUUGAGUGGACAAAAAUGAAAUGCUGAACUUAUUCUGAAAAUUUAAAAAAUAAAAUAAAAAGUUUCUACUUUAGAGGAUUGUGCUCCUCAAAAUGUCAAAGACCCUUUAUUUUGUGUUUCUCCCGCGAGAUGUCUUGAAACUGGUCUCACCAAAGAAAAGUAAAGCAGACAUGUUCAGUGAAUGGGUUUUUCUUACUUUUGCUCUUGUUUUUUCACAUUGAAAACAUCAUCUUUUGAAUGCCACUCCAGUGAAAGGACACGAGGAUUAAUGUAGACUUAAUGUUAUAGCUCACAUUGUCCUUCACUGUAAUGGCAGCCUUUGUGGAAAAAUAUGAUUCUGUAAACCAACUCGUGUCCUUGCUGUUAUGUUGUUAUUAUUUGUUAUGUUCCAGUUAUUAAUAAAUAUUUAAAAAAUG
Haplochromis burtoni (Burton's mouthbrooder) is the source of this 4510-nucleotide messenger RNA. It is a transcript of the gene ret, whose product is annotated as ret proto-oncogene receptor tyrosine kinase. The transcript is spliced from 20 exons. Gene Ontology annotation, molecular function: transmembrane receptor protein tyrosine kinase activity; ATP binding; calcium ion binding. Gene Ontology annotation, biological process: protein phosphorylation; cell surface receptor protein tyrosine kinase signaling pathway; homophilic cell-cell adhesion. The coding region runs from base 367 to 3690 and encodes 1107 amino acids. Gene Ontology annotation, cellular component: membrane; signaling receptor complex; axon. NCBI's taxonomy places the organism in Eukaryota, Metazoa, Chordata, Actinopteri, Cichliformes, Cichlidae. The record is from RefSeq and is a predicted model, not a curated record.